ACAUGACCACCCCCGUACACGUCUUUCUCUAAGAAACCACCACUUGCAUUUCUUGCUUCUUAGCACAAAGUUUCGUCCUCAUCUUUUUAGUGGUCGUUGUAGGUAUAUUUUGUAAUUUCUCCACGACGCGGGAUUCUUUCUCUCGGGAUAGAUACUGUUUCUUGCCCAAAGGUGGGUGCCUUACAGUCCAGAAGGGAAGUUCAGCUGGAUGCGAGGGAACAGGCAGUUCUGACUGUCGCUGUCAAGAUGCACUAGCUGUUGGAAAAAACUGAGGAAAUAAUCCGAAUGAACUCUGAAGUGCGGGUGCGCGGAAUGAUGCGGGUUCAUCGCCGAAAAGAAUUAAACACAUGGUGUAUUAUACUGUGUUCGACAGUAUUCUUUCUUCUGACGUCUGAGGUGGAAGCAGGGGGUAAGAAGUUCAGUGGACCAUGCGGGGGCAGAGACUGCAGUGGGGGCUGUAAAUGUUUCCCGGAGAAGGGGGCAAGGGGCCGGCCAGGGCCAUUUGGCCCCCAGGGACCCCAGGGCCCUGCAGGACACCCCGGGGUGGAGGGAAUUCCGGGUCCCAAGGGACACAAGGGUGAUCAAGGACCCCCUGGCAUUAUUGGACCCAAAGGAAGAGUGGGGAAGGAAGGCGUACCAGGAUACACAGGAGCGGAUGGCAUUCCGGGUCACCCAGGACAGCCAGGGUCUCGGGGGAAACCAGGCGCCGAUGGCUGCAAUGGAACCAGGGGUGACAGUGGGUUUCCGGGACCAUCAGGCUCGAUGGGUUAUUCCGGUAUCUCGGGUGAAGCUGGCAGGAAGGGAGAGAAAGGAGACCCCUUAGACGUCACGGUGUAUAUGAGACGUUUUCGGGGCGAUCCCGGCCCUCCCGGUUCCACAGGCUCAAUGGGUCCUGACGGCUACCCUGGUGCCGGCGGGCCCAUUGGACCCAUCGGGCCGAAGGGCCCCAGUGGAGUCCCUGGCCACAAAGGAUUAAAGGGCUCCACUCCAUAUAUAUCAAGGGAAAUGUUGAGGGGAGCCAAAGGAGAUCAGGGUGAGAUUGGCGAACCAGGGUUGCCCGGGAAUGGCACUCAUCAGCAUAUCGGACCAAACGGCAGUUUACCAGGUGAAAAGGGACAAAAGGGGAUGAGAGGUGAUAAAGGCGACAAUGCUGAUAACAGAGGAGAAACCGGAGUGAUGGGAUUUCCUGGCCAGCGGGGACCUUCGGGCUUGGAUGGGGAACCCGGAGCACCGGGACAUGUCGGAUUUCCUGGUUUAAAUGGAAGAAAUGGAGCCAAGGGUCAGAGGGGAGACCCUGGUGACGUGAUAGAUUAUGGGACUGCUUUAGUGGGGCCCCCAGGCCCUCAGGGUGAGAUGGGCCCUCAGGGUGAGACCGGGGAACGCGGAGAGAAGGGUCUGCCAGGUCCUUCCGGACCUCCACCCAAGCCCAGCAGUGGCUUAUUUGUUGGCCACCCUGGGCAGAAGGGACAGAAAGGCAUCAAAGGACCUGUUGGCCUUCCCGGAGCCCCUGCCCAGAUCGCUGGAUCUCCUGGUGAUGAUGGUCAUCCUGGCCUUCCUGGAGCCCCCGGUCCUAAAGGGUCUUGGGAAAUUCAGUUUAAAGGUUUACUAGGUGAAACUGGGCGUCCAGGACUUGCUGGAUUGAAAGGUCCUAAAGGAGACCCGGGGCCCUGCCAGUGCAGUACUGUGGAGUCCCCACCCGGCCGUGCGGGCCCACCUGGGCCAGCCGGCACACAUGGCGUCCGAGGCGAGUGGGGCCAACCAGGAGACAGAGGCCAGGCCGGACCACUGGGUGAAGACGGAUUGCCGGGUUUCCCAGGUCAAGCAGGGUCUCCGGGUCCCAAGGGCCGCAAAGGAGAGCAGAGGGAAGCCACCGAAAAAGGACCUCAGGGUGACCCAGGGGACCCUGGUGUAGGAGGGGACACCGGAAACCCAGGUGAACCUGGACCUAGUGGAUUUUCUGGAAUUCAUGGCAUGCAAGGUCCUCCUGGCGACAGGCCCGCUGGACCUCCUGGAGAGAAGGGAGUGAAGGGUUCUCCCGGCCUUCCAGGGCCCCAUGGGGAUCCAGGGAACCCCGGCAUAGUUCUGGGUGCAGAACAGGGGCUGCCAGGUCCUCCUGGUGAUUCGGGGUCUGAUGGCCAAGCAGGACCCCCUGGCCCCAAAGGCCUUCCGGGAGGCUGUGAUCUGGAACAUGGUGGUGACAUGAACGCUGCAGGAGAGUGCAUUGCUCUGCCAGGGCCUCCGGGUGAACGGGGCCUUCCUGGACCUCCAGGCAUCGAUGGUCACCCAGGUUCGCCUGGUCGUGAAGGGAUACCAGGACUGCCUGGGGAGGAAGGUCUCAAAGGUGAGAGAGGAGAUCCAGGAGGAGGGGUGCCAGGCCGCCCAGGUUUUACGGGCCCCCGUGGGGAUGGGGGUAAACCAGGUGACCGGGGCCAGCCAGGGACACCCGGUAUUCCAGGAAGACCAGGCAAACGUGGGGAUGCUGGACUGAAGGGUGACCAUGGGGAGGUUCUGGACGCACUACCUGGGCCAUCUGGAGAAUCAGGACCUCCAGGACUUCAAGGUCUGAAGGGCAUCUCUGGGGAUCCUGGCCAACAUGGCUAUCCAGGAAUGUCUGGAAUGCCUGGUAUCGUUGGUUUCAAGGGUGAGAUGGGUCCUCACGGUCUGCAAGGGGAAGAAGGAAAAGCAGGCCCACCAGGAAUAUUUGGCUACCCUGGGGCAACAGGACUGAGAGGGCCUUCAGGCCCUCAGGGGGCACUUGGUGAACCCGGUAUCCCUGGAGUUAAAGGGCUUCAGGGUGAUUCAGGACCUCCCGGUCCAGUGGGAAUGAAGGGGUUCCCAGGAGACCCAGGUGACACUGGUCUAAUAGGCAGCGAUGGGUCUCCUGGAGAUCCAGGGGGAGAAGGCGAGUUCGGCUUCAGUGGUAUGCCUGGAAUGAAAGGUUAUAAAGGCUCAUUAGGCCUGCAAGGCUUCACUGGAGAGCAGGGCCUCAAAGGUCUAAAGGGUCAUCCUGGUCUGAAAGGCGAGACUGGUUUCAUAGGUACUCCAGGGCAGAGAGGUGUCACCGGGCAAAGAGGCGAAAAGGGUGAGAGGGGGUUGGUCGGACCUCCGGGUGAAAAACCAACAAUCCCAAUAGUCAUGAAGCUAGAGAUGAAGGGGGUUAAGGGCGAUCCUGGGAAAGAAGGAGUGAAAGGAUUCGUAGGGCCCAGAGGUACCAAGGGUAUGCCGGGCGUGCCAGGUGUCGCUGGCUUGGAUGGCUUGCCUGGAGAGCCCAGCCUGGAGAAAGGUACCCAGGGCAGUCCUGGGUCGCAGGGCCUGAUAGGGAUCAAGGGGAUGCCAGGCCCCACUGGAAACCAAGGCGUUGAGGGGUUUUCUGGCUUGCCUGGGAGCAAGGGUGACAAGGGAUCAAUAGGAGCCUACGGACGUAUUGGGGAAUCGGGCUUGAAGGGGGGCAAAGGUGAAGAAGGCCCGAUCAUCAACCUGCCAGGUUCCACGGGACUGAGAGGUGAAGAUGGUAUACCUGGAGACCAUGGUCUUGGGGGACGUCCCGGUCAGCCCGGUGACCACGGCAGCUCAGGGUUCGAUGGCAUUGAGGGUAUGAAAGGAGAACCAGGGCUGCUGGGGUCACAAGGCCACCUAGGCUCUAAGGGAAUGAAUGGCUUCCCCGGCAGUCCGGGCCAGAAGGGCUGGCCGGGGAUCCCGGGCGAGUCGGGCACUGAUGGUGCACCAGGUCUUCCAGGACAAACAGGUUUUCCUGGUCUCAAGGGUAUUUUUGGCCUGCAUGGGUUGAAAGGUCAAAAGGGCACCAAAGGACUGCCAGGCUUGGAUAUCUGGGGACCUGAAGGUGAAUCCGGAGUGAAGGGAACUAAAGGAGGGUUUGGAAUCCCAAGUCCUUUUGGUGGCUUGCCGGGGUCAAGUGGCAACGUCGGCCUUCCUGGAGAUCCUGGUGUUCUAGGCUUACCUGGACUGCCAGGGCCUCCAGGUCUACCAGGACCACAGGGAAGCCGAGACAAGAAGGGCUCACUUGGAGACCAUGGAUUUCCUGGAGCAAAAGGAGCUAAAGGUUACCCUGGGGCACAGGGUCCCCCCGGGGUCCCAUCUUCAAAGGGGGAAAAGGGGGACAGGGGUCUCCCUGGAACCUUCGGAGAACAAGGGGAGAAGGGUGAUUAUGGAGAUAAAGGGCAUCCAGGGGUCAAAGGGCAAGAUGGACCCUCGGGACUGAAAGGUGAAAGUGGAGAGCAAGGAGAGAUGGGGACUCCUGGGCGAUUUGGCGUCCAUGGAGAAUUGGGUCCUGUCGGUCCCAAGGGAGACACUGGACCUCCAGGUUUUCCUGGGGAGACUGGCUCUCAGGGUCCUGCCCCCCUCCCUGUCAAGCAGAUCGGUGAGAGGGGCCCCAUGGGCUCUCAUGGUAUCCAGGGCCCAAGAGGAAGGGCUGGAGAGAAUGGCCCCCAUGGUCCCCCCGGUGACCCAGGGUACGUUGGACAAAAGGGACAGAAGGGCAUGCCAGGAGUGAGUGGCAAACCAGGGACACCGGGUUACCGUGGCGAUCAAGGACUAGUUGGGCACCCUGGUCUGCAGGGCCUUGAAGGCGAACGAGGCCAGCCGGGCUUCCCGGGGUCCCCAGGGAUGCCAGGGCGCAGUGUGAACGUGGGAUACCUGCUGGUGAAGCACAGCCAGUCCGAUCAGACGCCCAUGUGCCCGAUUGGCAUGGCCAAGCUGUGGGAGGGGUACAGUCUGCUUUACUUCGAGGGCCAGGAGAAAGCCCACAACCAGGACCUGGGCCUGGCUGGGUCUUGCCUCCCGCGUUUCAACACGAUGCCGUUUCUGUACUGCAACCCCGGGGACCUCUGUUACUACGCCAGCCGCAAUGACAAGUCCUACUGGCUCUCUACCACCGCCCCCAUCCCCAUGAUGCCUGUGGAGGAGGAGGAGAUCAAACCGUACAUCAGCCGCUGCUCGGUGUGUGAGGCACCAUCGGUGGCCAUCGCCAUCCACAGCCAGGACAUCACCAUCCCCAUGUGCCCACAUGGCUGGCGCAGUCUCUGGAUCGGCUACUCUUUCCUCAUGCACACGGCGGCGGGCGGCGAAGGAGGCGGUCAGUCGCUGGUAUCCCCCGGCUCCUGUUUGGAGGACUUCCGCACCACGCCCUUCAUCGAGUGCAACGGGGCCAAGGGGACUUGCCACUACUUCGCCAACAAGCAAAGCUUCUGGCUGACGUCCAUCGAGCAGAAUUUUCACAGUAAGCCAGAGUCCGAGACACUGAAGGCAGGUCAGCUCCUGUCCAGGAUCAGCCGCUGCCAGGUAUGCAUGAAGAACCUGUGAAGCCCUAGACCCCAAACCCUGCCCCCCCCCCGACUUCUUUGGAUCUGCAAAAAAAACAAGACGAAGAAGUGAACAGGACAAAGAAAACACCGAAUCCUGAGAAAGGCGGCUCCUGAACUCACUUCAUGCUUGAAAUGGUGCUUAAGUUAUUACCUCAGUCAUGUGUUUAAAGGUUUCAUCCGUAGCUAAAGAACAUACAGCCAGACCAAAGAUUGAUGCACUGCUUCUUUUAACCAGUCCUUCAAUUGUUAGCUUGGAACAGAACUUAGCACUUCUGCAGAACCACUAACACUCUUCAUCUGGCAAAUGGAACAAAUGACAGAUGUUUGCAGAUGUGAUGAUUCAGUUUCCUUCCAUAAUAGUAGGCUUAUUUUGCCAUAACAAUCCUUUAACACGUUUUUCAUUCCAACACGAAGCCUCCCCAUCAACUUUUUAUGAAGCUAUAUUAGUUUGUGAUGUCUGCAUUAAAUCUGUAUUUAAAUAACUAACACAGUCUGUCCAAAAAUGCACUGAAACCAUUUUUAAAGCUCUGUCCACUCAAUUUUUCCAUUUUCACUAUUAUGGAACCGUACAUACAUGUAAAAUGAAGACUGCGGGAUUCAAAACAUGAAUGCUAAAACUUGAAGAGUUGUGUGCAGUCUAACAGUACAAGCAACAUUUUAAUCAUUCAUUGUAUAUGUGCCGUUACAAUGUUUCAUAAAGUAUUUGAUGUAAUUAAGAAGUUGUUGGUUCAUCUUCAAGAUGAAUUGCUAAAUACAUUUUCUUAAAAAAGUCAA
This is a messenger RNA of Paramormyrops kingsleyae, 6095 nucleotides long. RefSeq names its product collagen, type IV, alpha 2 (gene col4a2). NCBI's taxonomy places the organism in Eukaryota, Metazoa, Chordata, Actinopteri, Osteoglossiformes, Mormyridae. Gene Ontology annotation, biological process: extracellular matrix organization. Gene Ontology annotation, molecular function: extracellular matrix structural constituent conferring tensile strength. The record is from RefSeq and is a predicted model, not a curated record. Gene Ontology annotation, cellular component: collagen trimer.